Messenger RNA from Eremothecium gossypii ATCC 10895, 2454 nucleotides. It is a transcript of the gene LUG1, whose product is annotated as Lug1p. Lineage: Eukaryota; Fungi; Ascomycota; Saccharomycetes; Saccharomycetales; Saccharomycetaceae. The record is from RefSeq and is marked provisional. Bases 1 to 2454 code for a protein of 817 amino acids. The transcript has a single exon.
AUGGGCGAAGAGUUCGUAGGCAGAAAGCAGCUGCCCCCUGAGAUAGUGUACGAGAUACUCUCGUACCAGUUCCGGGACUUAAUGUCCAACGACCACCCGCCCAGCAGCGAAAAGUAUCAUAACAACCUUCGCAUGUUUCUGCGCAGCAAUUCAACCGUGAAUAAGACAUUCAACCACGUCUGCCGAGUUCUUACAUACCGCUAUCUCAACUUCACUACGGCCCGGUGUUUCAACAAGAUACUAGAGGUGUUGAAACAUGACAAGACCGGCCUCAGUGGGCUUGUACAGGUCGCAGAUUUCCAGGAGCUCACAUCUAUCGGGCUAGGACGUACCGGUGAGAUGAACAGGAUCAUUAAAAACUUGACGAAUGAGACACUCUUUGAAUUCCUGCAGCUGACAACUCAUUCGCUGCGUGAGUUUUUGGCCAGCGAACACAUACAGGGCGACUUGGACGAGCAAGUCAUCUACCACUUGGUGCGACCCGGAUCGUUGUUUAAUGUGUUGGAUUUUUGCGGUUGUUCAGGACCAUCGUUCACCGAAACUUUUGUUAGGGUUAUUGACAGACUAUAUGAUGCUGACUCCGACGAACCACGGGAGCAAAAUUACCAAUUGACGUCUGUUGGGCUCAAUGACUGCACAGAUCUGCCUGCAUUGACACUUGGCAGGUUCCUAAAGACUCAACCAGAGCUCCAGAAGCUUGAUCUGUCGCACACGUCCAUCGAUGACCACACCUUGCUUCAUAGCUUACCUCACUGGAAGAACUUAACACAUCUUUCACUCGCAUGCUGCUCACAGCUAACUCCGCGAGCAAUUCUGGAAUUCUUUAGCUAUCAUCCCGCUAUUACUGAUGAAAAUAAUACUACGUUGCAAUGGCUAAAUCUCAAGGCUCAUAAGCAUACCUCUUCAUGGACGGAGACGCAGACGAUGUUUUUGUUAAAGAAGCUUUGUCGAUAUGGCCACAAUAAUACCCUGCAAUAUCUAAAUAUAGAUGGGCUGCCAUUACAUUAUUCUGAAGAUAACAAGAUAACGAAAACGCCAUAUUACUAUCAGUGCCAAGAUACACUGAAGUUUAUAAAGUGGAACUUCCCGAAGCUCAAGUCACUAAGUAUUAGAAAAUCCAGUGUGCCAAUCCCAAGUUUGGUGAAAUUACUUUCUUCGUUCGAUAGCUAUGAGGAGGAGAAUGUCGAAGACAUGUCGCCGAGCUCACCCAGAUCACCCCUCUUAGAGGGGGCCCUCCCUGUUCCGUCGCAGCAGUUAAAGUUUUUGGAUGUUGCCGGCAACUCAUAUAUUAAUAAAUGGACCAUUAAUGAUCCCGCAUUAUUUACAUGUUCUGACUCGCUAGUGGCGUUGGAGGUUUCUUUCGAGUGUUGGCAGCAGAUUGAAAGCAGAGCGAAUUCUGAAGUGAUAUUCAUGCGGCCAAAAAGUCCCAAUAACAGCAGGAGUUCUAUCAUCCAAGAUUACUCAAGAGUUGAAGAAGUUAAGUGGAAGUGUUACAUAGAUGCUUCCUACGGUAGGCGCUACUGGCUGUUCCGGACGGAUGAUUAUCUUAACGGUGAUGAUUUAGAUGCCCGAGGAUCUGUUACGAGGUACGAUGAAGAAGGAAAUAGGGUAAUAGAUAUUACCAAACAGCCGGAUUUCCUGAAGUUUGCGCAAAACAAAAUAAUGCUUGGCUGCGGCAUAGUCUCACUCAACAGUGUGCGGCGCCACAACACCUACCGCGAUACAAAACCGCCGAUAUCACGUUUCUUCCAGAAAGACGGUAAGCUUACGAUGGGCGGCAGCAGAACGCUGCCCAUCAGAAGCCCGCGGCUUCCACCUGGCGCCUGGAGACACGUGAACAAUGAAACCAUCAUGAGUACAGACGCGGAGUUAGACGAUAUCCCAGAUAGCGCGGCUUCCAAUAACUAUCAGCUUUCGCCUGGUGGCGUUGAGCUCAAUUUUGGCCACCAAGAGCCCCUAAGGAGAAGCGGGACCAGAGACGGUCUUUACUGGGACCGAUCCGUCACCGACCUCCACUUACUGGGUGCCACCGAACCUGCUAUUACGGGCAGGCCCGACAGUCUCAUGACCAUUGGCAGCAAUCACGCCAGCGCGGCCGCCGAUGAGUAUGAUACUAGCUAUGACUACCUCAACAACCCCGAGUUACAGAGGAGACGCUCCCAAUUUAGUCUUUUCCGCCGCCGCCCCAGCAGCAUCCCGAAUGAGAGCGUAAUCCCCAGGCCUUCGUUGUUAACUAAGACAUUUAAAAAUCAUGCUCUGAUGGCAAGAGGCCUGCCCCCACAGUACUAUAAUAUGUAUCCCUACCGGGACCUCCUCCGCGACAGCUGCAUUUACUAUUCUCCAUCUGCAGAGACAAACGAAAGAUACCGGAAACACCUGGAAAUGGUGCAGGAAUACGAAGUAUUCGGUUGCCUUGAGAGGGGCAUGUACAGAUACUAUAGCUUGAGGACUUAG